This is a messenger RNA of Sitophilus oryzae (rice weevil), 4283 nucleotides long. RefSeq lists its product as uncharacterized. Lineage: Eukaryota; Metazoa; Arthropoda; Insecta; Coleoptera; Curculionidae. Gene Ontology annotation, biological process: regulation of transcription by RNA polymerase II. The record is from RefSeq and is a predicted model, not a curated record. The transcript is spliced from 16 exons. Bases 494 to 3337 code for a protein of 947 amino acids. Gene Ontology annotation, cellular component: nucleus.
GCAAAUUAUACAAAACCGGGUCCGCCAUUAUUGCCUGUCGGCUGCUUUUGUGAUUCUUCAUGAAAUAUUUUUCCAAAAUAUCGUCGCAUGUGGAAUUUGUGCCAUAAAAAUAUAGGUGCGUUUCAAUAUCACGUUGAUGCGUAACGUUAAAAAGUGGUGCUGAAUGGUUUGUAGUGUGCCUAUGUGGUGAAUCGACCAAGUGGUGUUCGCUUUUCAAACAUCGAUUUCAGUUUAUAAUGGCUUACGAGCUGUACUUUUAAUUUUCAUUCGGCAUGUAUUUGUUGUAUUUUCGUAAAUUGCCAUGCUAAUCCCCAUUUAACUGUUUAUAGGUAUGCUACAGGAAUAAUUGUAGUGAUAUUGUGUCAAAUAGGAGUGAUAUAAAGAAACAUAUUCUUUGAUGAAAGACUUUUACCAUCUGUGUUAGAAUGCAGCCAGAUUAGAUUUUGAAAGACUUAAAAAUUAGUUUCUGGUGUGUUUUACUCAUUAAUUCAAGAUGUCUGGUGGAGGACCGCCUCAUCAGCCUCAUAAUAGGCAUGUUCCACCAGCUAAUAUGGCUUGGAAUCAUUUACAGGUUCCCAGUUACUUUCCAAGACAGCCUCAGCUCGCCCAUAUGCAGACCGAUCCGUCGAUCCUGCACCAAUCCACGUGGCACACCCCCACCACAGAAGGGAUGAAGCUGAUGCCCACCCACGUUCUGAGCGAGAUGCUCAAGAACGAAGCUCUGUUUCCCAGGGACUGUGUCGAUCUGAGUCUAACUCGCAACGGUAACCAAAACGGUGAAAUACCGACCACCCCCAUCAGUCUGAGCGUCCGCGACACCAACAAAAUCAACAGCUUGCCGCCGAGUCUGUUGGACAUCCAAGCGAUGGAACUGACCAAGAUCUACGGUCACGGUGUCAAGCCUGGCGCAAAUCCCGGAGCCAUACGAUCGACGUCGAUCAGUCCCGGGUUGAAAUCGGCCAGUCCCGGACUGAAGAGUUCUAGUCCAAGCGUCAAAUCUCUUAGUCCAGGGAGAAAAUCCGUGAGUCCAGGCCCGAAAUCGGUGAGUCCAGGUUUGAGCUUGGGCGGAGGAAUAAUGGCCCCUGUUUCUGCUACCAUAUCCACUCCAGACGCAGGGAAGAACCUAAAAAGAUCGAAUGUAAGAGUGGAUUCGAUUUUGGAAAGGCUUAAUCCAACUUCAGAAAAGAUAAUGCCCUACCAAGAAGCCAAACAUGAUCCACCCUCUACCACUACCACAUCUAUCACUGAGAAACCUCCAAGCGAUAGACAGCAAUCUCAAAGUCACAGCGUCAUUGUGCAAGCUGCUAGUAGCUAUGAUGAAAAUAGCAAUUCCAGUGGUACUAAUUUGCCUACUGGUGCUAAUCCAAAAGAAGAUGACUCAGGAUCAAUGCACAGCAAUGAAGAUAGUUUGGACAGUACCAAGUCAAGGCGUAAAAGAAAACCAAGUAAAACUAUCAGAGUGAACAAAGAGGAAGAUAUUAAAACAGAAGUUGAAAAAGCCAUUCCAGAACCGAUGCCUACCGACCAGCCCCACAACCACCAAGACCGCCAGGUCCCCCCUUCGGUGCCCGCGUCCGACCCCAUCGCCAUAGCCACCAUCCUGGAGGACAACAAGGUGCCGGAACGUCGACGGUCCUCCGACGAGCUGGACGAACUGCUGCCGGCCAAGGCCCGGCGAAAAACCAGCAGCGAAUCGGAGACCAUCGACGAUAUCGCCGCCAUGGUCCAGGAGGGGUUGAAGGAGAAGGGCAGGAGGGCGGAGAGGAUGGGGGAGUGUAAACUGGAGGAAGAGGUUGCCAAGGCAAAAAACUCAUCUGUAGACGUUGCGAGACCCGUGACUGUUAGUGUGAUUAAAACGAAGGACCAUUUAGAGGAUUCCCUAGCGAGCAGUGAUCAGGUGGAUGGCAAGACUGAUAUUACAACGUCCGAAUCGAGCCAGACACCCGUCAUUCAUCUGGAGGCUCUGCUGGCUGCGGAACUCGAUAAGAAAAAGCACACAAAUACCAGUUUUGUUGAUGUAGAGAAUAAAUUAGAAGAAAUGUUCGCUGGAAUUGUAGAAAAUCAUUCUGAAUCACCUCAACCGACGCCAUUACCACCGCCGAAGAAUGACACUACUUUAGAUUUAAAUGACGAUAGCUUAUUAAAAUUAGACGACUCUGUGUCGUCGACUAGUCGGGAAGAACCGGCUGUCGAAGAGUCUGUCGAAACGCCGAUUUUAAAAGAGGAAGACAAAGUUCCUGUCAGUGAGAUUAAAAAAGAGGAGCAAAAGAAACCGGUGGCGAAGAAAACGCAGAAGAGCAGGCCUACUUCAGGAGUCGAUGCCGAGGAAGAUGGAGCACCAUCUCCGAAACGCAAAAGAUUUACAAAGACAAAAGGAUCUACUCCAGCAACGAAGAAGAUUUCUAGAUCACCUACAACUUCCAUUACCAAAGCUGCUAAAAAAUCUAUUGUACCAUCUCCUACCAAGAGUCCUGUUAAAACACUCGCGGCUGAGGUUAAGGACAUUUACGCUUAUGAUUCUGGUAGCAAUACCAGUUCAAGUCGGUCUAGGGGGCCCUUCGUUCAAAUCCGAGGUCACAGAGACUCACCUCUAUCUGUCAGCGUAAUCAAUACACCAUUGGCGGCGGACGACGAUGGGGAAAAGAAACUGCCAAAAAACAAGAAAUACCAUGACGAUAGCGAAUAUAGGCAUAAAGUGAGGUCCAAAGGUCUCCAUUGCAGUACGCUGAGUACAAAGUACGAUGCUGAGAGGAAAGACGCUAGUUGGAUAUGCGCGUUUUGUAAGAGGGGACCUCAUGCCAGUGAAUUUACAGGUCCCAGUGCAGUUAGUGAGGGUCCAGCUCCUGGCGAUUUAUUUGGACCUUACUUCAUAACGACGCAGUGUCCGGAGUUUGAAAGGCGGUUAGACGAUCCGUAUGAUAGACAAUUCAAAAGCCGCAAGAUCACCAAAGCCCUGGACGCGAACGCUGCCUCCGCCGGCCCCAAAUCCAACAAGAAGGCCAAACGGAAAUCGGAAUCGUGCAGCGCCGACCAGUCCGACUCGAACCUGGGCAUCACGCCCACCGCCAAGGGCGACACGUUCGAGGUGUGGGCGCACGAGGACUGCCUCGUGUGGAGCGCCGGCGUCUACCUGGUGGGCCCCAAGAUCGCCGGCCUCGAGGAGGCCGUGUGGACGUGUUCGAACGUGCCGUGCGCGGCGUGCGGCUACAGGGGCGCCAACGUGGCCUGCCUGAGGCGCGGCUGCACCGACUCGGCGCACCUGUGCUGCGCGCGGCGCGCCCUCUGGCAGCUGGACGAGGCGAGUUUCAACGCGUACUGUCCGACGCACGCGCGCUAAUCGUACUCUGUGGUUUCGUGAGAUUUGAAAGGGGUUGGGAUGUGGAAAUUGUGGUGAAUUUUGAGGGAGGCAAGUUGGGUUUUAGUCGGUUGUUAACGUCAGAGGAUAAUAAUUAUUGGAAAAGCUAACUCUGUUGAAGUUUACAGAAUAUAACUUGGACUGUGGUGAUUGUAGUUACAGUCGCUACUGUAAGUUGACAUUUUAACGAUAGACUGAGCAAAAAAAAAACUAAAUGUAUGCAUUUGGUAAUCUGAAAAUAACUAGAAAAGUAACCAAAAGUUGAAAAAUAUUUGUCCGGGUCUAUCAUCUGCAAGUAUAAGAAAAGUUGCAGGAAUUUGCUAGAAUGAUCACGCGUUAUAGGAAAAGUUGCUGCUUUGAGGGAGAGCAUGCACAACUUUUCUUGCAAAAUGUAAAAAAUUAGACCAAAGUGAUUACAUUUAUGAAUAACUUUCUCAUUUAUCGAGAUGGCAUCAUGAAGUUUAUAUCUGUACGGGAACUUAUUUGCGCUAUAUUCAAAAUUCGGUCAGGAAACUGAUUUUUUAGACACUUAUUACUUUAAAUGUCAAGUUUUUAAUCUAAACCAAAGCAAAGAUUAUCGCCGAAGCCUUUUAUAACAGAACUGAUCAAACAGAACAAAUGCCGCUGUGUGAAUACGCGGAAUCGUAUCCCAUGAUCACUUAAAAUCAGUGUUAAAGCGUCAUACGUUCUACAAACAGCUUUUUCGUGAAGAUGAGACUCCAGAACUGUCAAAUAGGAUAAAGGAAGAAGAUGAUGACACCUACAUGUGUUGAGGUUAUACUAAAACAGUAUUUCUAAAAAUCUCUAAAACAGUAUUUCUAAAAAUCUGACUAGAAUGUAGAAUGUUUAGAAGGGGAGUUAAUCACCGCGACCUUAUAGAUCUAUUGUGUGUUCCCCUUUCUUGAGUUAUAACGAGUUAUAACUCAUC